AUGAGUUCGUACCCCGAUAAAGAAUCCGAUACUGUCGUGAGUCAAUCACGUAGUCAUUAUCCAGAAUCAGACUUUGCGAAUUACUCCGGUAAUGCCCGUGAAGUGUUCCUCUCUCCAAUUUUCCUUAAGCAAGAGAAGUUUUACGUCUAUAAGGGUCUCAAUUUCCUUGGAAGACAAGACACGCAAUUUGUCGUAACUCUUGACGAAUACCAAGGCUUGAAAUUUAAACCGGAAUUGUACUCGGGACACAUCUGUCAUCUGAAUCUAUCUAAUCAUAAAACCGAACGCAAAGUCUCGUUUCUGAGCAAGAAGCGGAGUAAAUCACACAGCAAUCCGUCUUCGUCGUCGCAGACAGAACAGACAGAACACACAAGACAACGCAGAUACACUUCAUAUGAUAGUAAACUCAAAGAGUCACUAGGCACAUCAUUUAGCCAGCAACCUCUACUUCCGCUGCCUCGAAAACCUUCUGCCAGUACCAACUUCAAUCUCUUAGGGAACCUUGAGGGGGGAUUCGAUGGGAGUGGUAGUGAAAAUGCAAUUGAGGAGGAUGCAGAGCUGCUUGAAAAUUAUGAUGAUCCGACACAAGAGCAGAGUGAUUUUGUAGACGUUGUAGAUGGAAAUUACAGUAAGGGUACUGAUGAUCCAAAUGAGGACCUCGAUGAGAGUAUUGAUGAAGAAGAAGACGAAGACGAAGACGGAGGCGAAGAUAAUGAAGAUGAAGAUGAAGACGAAGAUGAAGAGAACGAGAGCGAUGAAUUUGAUGACGCAUUUUAUUCUUCAGAUGAUGACAAUCACUUACCAAUGGGCCAUAGAUACGGCUACCCAUACGUUAAUAGAGUGCCGGUGAUCGAUGUAUUCGUGAGUGACUGCGAAGAUGUUGACAAAGAAUUUGAUGUCGAAAAUUCUGAAGACAAUAUGAGCGUCGUCAAUGAUUAA
Messenger RNA from Australozyma saopauloensis, 939 nucleotides. RefSeq lists its product as uncharacterized. The record is from RefSeq and is a predicted model, not a curated record. NCBI's taxonomy places the organism in Eukaryota, Fungi, Ascomycota, Pichiomycetes, Serinales, Metschnikowiaceae. Bases 1 to 939 code for a protein of 312 amino acids. The transcript has a single exon.